AUGACGGCGUUGCUAGAGGAACGCGAGAAAGAGGCCAAAGAGCUAGCCAACCUUGUGCGGAACAAGGACAAGGUCAUUAAAGACCUCAAGAGGCGCCUCUUAGACGCAAAGAAGGUCAUCGCAGAACUCCGAGCGAAGGUGCGACGCAGAGACCAACCCGCGCCGCAAGAAGAUCCACCCGCAUCACAACAGCAACACCAGCAGACGGCAGACAUAUGCGUCAGCACCCACAGCCUGGCCAACAUACACGAACGAUAUGACCAGGUUCUCCAGAGGAUGAAAGAGAACAGAUGCAGCAUGGCCUGUGCCUUCCGUCUUGCAGGCUGUCCUCGGAGCACACUACGAGACUUCGUGGCAAUGGCAGAACUGAAAAAGGUCGCCUCAAGGGAACUGGACCUCGUCCUCUGCGACCAAGAAGUUAAAUCGGUGUGAGAUCUGGAGGUUGUCUGUUGCAAAAGACUUCGGUGCUACAUCUCGGUCAUGAGCAACAUGAGGAGAGAGGGGCAACUGUUGCCAAUGAAGUUUGAGGCACGAUUCUAUGAGUGAAAUAUCUUGUAUAUUUCACCACUCACAAAACGGCUCCUUUAGGAGCCACCAAAUCUUGAAAGUCAAUUUUCAACGUAUUACACAUGUUGGAUGUUGUAUCAAGCGAAAACCAAGAGAAAACAUUAAGGUUUGUGUUAACGUUUCACGGACAAGCUACUGA
Messenger RNA from Pocillopora meandrina, 706 nucleotides. NCBI's taxonomy places the organism in Eukaryota, Metazoa, Cnidaria, Anthozoa, Scleractinia, Pocilloporidae. The record is from the annotation of a GenBank genome assembly.